Messenger RNA from Mugil cephalus (flathead mullet), 5206 nucleotides. RefSeq names its product DDHD domain containing 2 (gene ddhd2). Gene Ontology annotation, molecular function: triacylglycerol lipase activity; metal ion binding; protein binding. Bases 755 to 3169 code for a protein of 804 amino acids. Lineage: Eukaryota; Metazoa; Chordata; Actinopteri; Mugiliformes; Mugilidae. Gene Ontology annotation, cellular component: COPII-coated ER to Golgi transport vesicle. The transcript has 20 exons. The record is from RefSeq and is a predicted model, not a curated record.
AAUCUGCUCAAAGUGUAUUUAUUUAUUCUAGUGGUCCUCCUCUCGUUUAUUAUGUACAGUUGGUGUCAUGUGUAGACUAUUAUGUUAUGUGAGUGCUGUUGCGAAUUAAGUAUUAAACUUGUUACCGCUUUAAAAUAACAAUAACCUUGUUCAUGUUAUUACUUAUUAAUAACGCCAGCGUCAUGUUUGGGGGCGGUGCCUGGUGACGUGUUGUGGUUCAUGACACCUUUAUGUGCUCCUCGGAAAUUUAGCAUUUUACACAUAAAAUUCUGUUAUGUUUUUUACAGUAGCCUAUGUCAUGUUUUCGGAUGCAGUCUGUUAAUUACAGUUUAACAGAUUACUAUUUUUAUUUAGAGCGGUAUGGUGUCUUGAAGAUAAUGUACGAUUUUGUUUUCUGAUUUCCCCCGUUUGCACUGGAGGUGUUGAUUGUGUAUUUCUCCGUCAAUGGUCACAUUUUGAAAACUCACCCAUCACCUAAAACCCCAACUUAAUUAAUGUAGUUGUGGUAGGCCCUUUAAUUUGUUCUCAGGUUAUCGAUUGGUCAGCCCUCGCCGUGUAGUCGUCAUAUGUCCGAGGACGCGCUGUUGCCUGAAGCGGUCGGUUGACAGGAGGCUGUCCUUGGCUAGCCUAGCUAGUCCGAGCUACCCAAACAACGAAUAUAAAUCAUCGGCAUUAAGUCCAUGUGAAGAUGUCGGUGGUGUGACCGCGUGCCCCCCAUCCCGCUCACCUCAGGUAAGAGCAGAGGAUUGGACUAAUGUCAUUAACUCCAGGUGAAGAGGGGCGUCUAUCUCAGGCCGCCCCAGGGAACAAUACUCAAGACCAGUUUGUCGACCCCAUUGAGACCAAGGCUCCAGGCAAUACACCUGAGGAUCAGGUAUCCCCUGUGGUGGAUGAGGCCUCUCCUUCUUCCACAUCCUCUUUUGAGAUGCUUGACAUGGAGCCGGUUCCAGCUCCUUACCGAGAGGUGCAGCCUCACUGGUUCUUCUGUCGACGAGCUGAGGACAACAUGUCCUGGCUUCCUUUCAGCAGAGAAGACUCUGACAACCUAGAGAAUGCCUACAACACUUUAGGAGAUAAGGAGGAGGAUGUGGUAGUAGCUGUGGAUGGACAGCGAUAUGACGUACAUGUCAGGGAAAGGAAGCGCUACGCUGUGUAUUGGGAGCAAGCUCCCUCUGAAGUCCGCCGCUGUACCUGGUUCUACAAAGGAGAUAAAGACACGAGAUUCAUGCCUUACCCUGAAGAUUUCAGCAAACGUCUGGAGGAGGCCUACAUGAUAGCAGUCACCUUAGAUGAAUGGAAGAGAAAACUGGACUUUCCCACUGGAGAGACUGUCAUUUUACACAAUCCCAAGCUGAUAAUGCAGUAUCAGCCAAUGGGACUGCAGGAUGACUGGGUGUCGUCUCCCUCAGAGCAGACCAGGCCACGCACAGUCAAAAGGGGAGUGGAGAACAUCUCUGUAGAAAUCCCUGAUGGUGAACCAGAAAAAGUGGAUCACCUCGUCUUUAUGGUGCAUGGCAUCGGCCCUGCAUGCGACUUGCGCUUCCGAUCCAUCAUACAGUGUGUAAAUGACUUCAGGAGUGCUUCCCUGUCCCUCCUGGCCUCUCAUUAUAAGCGUGCUCAGCACGACGGACAGAUUGGAAGAGUCGAGUUCCUCCCAGUGAACUGGCACAGUGCUCUGCAUGGGGAUGCUACUGGUGUGGAUGAGGACAUCCAGAGGAUCACUCUGCCCAGCAUCAGCAGGCUGAGGCAUUUCACCAACGACACUCUGCUGGACUUAUUCUUCUAUAACAGCCCCACCUACUGCCAGACAAUAGUGGACACGGUGGCCUCAGAGAUCAACAGGCUGCAUGCCCUCUUCAGGCAGCGACACCCAGAAUUCAACGGGGCAGAGUCCGUUGUGGGACAUAGCCUGGGUUCACUGAUCUUGUUUGACCUGCUGACCAAUCAGAGGAAUGGAUCAGAAGCCAAAAAGGGGGUGCCUCCUUUUGAGCCCUGUCGUCUGUCCUGUGAUACACUUGAGCAGGCUCUGAUCAGACUGGGCCUACAGCAGUACCUGGAUACACUGCAGGCGGAGAACCUCGACCUGGAAUCACUGGCUCUUUGCCAAGACAGCGAUCUCAAAGAUUUAGGAAUUCCACUUGGACCUCGUAAGAAGAUUUUGAACUACGUCAGGAGGAAGUGGCUUCCACAGGGAUAUAAGUCAGGGGCAGUGCGCCAGGCACCAGGAUUGCAAGUUCCACCGGACUCAACCAGUGGUCGCGAUGAUAACCAGUUUUCAGGACUGACUCCUCAGCAGGCCCAGUUCCACAGAGCGCAGUCAGUCACCAGUGCCGUAGACUAUGAAUACUUCGAUGUUGGCAUCGGACAGACCAAUGGAGGCAUAGCCAAGGGACAGGUAUCCAUUGAUUACCCACAGCUGGCUUUCCACCCCCAGACGUUUUUUGCAUUUGGAUCUCCGAUCGGUAUGUUCCUGACUGUACGUGGACUAAAACUCAUUGAUCCCAACUACACCUUCCCAACCUGCAAGAGCUUUUACAACAUCUACCACCCAUAUGACCCUGUUGCCUAUCGGAUAGAACCAAUGAUUGUUGCAGAUGUGGAUGUGGAGCCCAUGCUAAUCCCUCACCAUAAAGGCCGCAAGAGAAUGCACCUUGAACUAAAAGACAGCUUGACCCGCAUGAGUAUGGAUUUGAAGAACAAUGUAUUGGGAUCGUUGCGUACAGCAUGGCAGUCCUUUGCCAGACUACCUGUAGCUGCACUGCCCCCGGUGGAGGAAGGAGAAGCUACACUAGAGACAAACCUCGAGACUCAGGCCACAGCUGCAGACACUGCUACGGCUAAGAGGGGAGACAAAAAUGCUGAUUUUUGGACUAGAAUACUGGAGUGGCCCAGGGCCCUUCAUAAGCAUUACUUCCAAGCAGUCUGUGAGGAGGCAGAGUCCUCGGUGUCCACAGAACAGGCCGAGCAGCCGGAGAUUAAAAUGGGGAUGCUGAAUGGAGGGCGGCGGAUUGACUACGUACUCCAGGAGAAACCCAUUGAGAGCUUCAAUGAAUACUUGUUUGCCAUCCAGUCUCAUCUGUGUUAUUGGGAGUCGGAAGACACAGCUCUCCUGCUGCUGAAGGAAAUUUACGACAAGCUAGGCGUGACCUUUGAACAGCCACAACAGUAAUAAAGUGAAAAACAAAAGAAGGACAGUUGACUAAGCCAAGAGGCUGGACAAUCCUCUUUCCAGAAUGCCUUACUGUCUGGUUGUUACCUGACUGCCACGGCCUCUCCUCCCCGUACAGUGGAGACUGUUUGAUUGUGAUCCUGGUUCACACAAAAGUCAGUCAACCCUAAUUUGAGGAAGCGGUGGCUCCUUAGCAUCGCCUGAACUCCCACUGCAGGAUAUGAGUUGGUGUCUGAUAGCUGUCUCAUCCCUGACAUGUUCCUGGUUGCACUUUAUUCUUUAUUUCUCAUUAAUUUGCACAUUAUCAUACUUACAGCUGCAGCUAGAAUUGUAUUGAAGGAAACUAUUAUACGAGUAUCAGUGCGCACAAAAAUACAGCUGGCAACAAAAAUAAACAAAAGAAAUCCUUUAUGUAAUUGACAAUUUGGCUAUAAUCUGGAAGUGUAAACUGUGUAUCUGUGUAAAGUUUUACACAUUUCCCAGUCCUAAAUGUAUUAUAGUUAAGUGUAAUGUAUUGAACAGGAAAUUUGUUUUUGAACUAGGAUCAUGAAGGCUGUAGCAUAACUCAAGGCCUUACCUCCAUAAAUAACCAGCGUAGGUUUCUCGUUUGACUAUGAGAUGUAUUGAUUUCUAAUUUGGACAAUGAAGGUUGAAGGUUUUGUCUGUUACAGGUUUUUUCUGCCAGUUACAUUCUCUCUGGGCAUAUGAAGGCCACUAAAGACCCAAAAGCUGCUACUUCUACAUGUGUGCAAUGCUGCAAUAAUGUUGAUGUUCUGACAUUUCACAAGACAUUGUCCUCUAGUGUUGUUUGUUUUGCCUUCUGAUCCCAUUUUUAUUUAAAUGGUGCAGUCAGAGAAUUAUGUCGGGACAGAAUUACUUCAAAUUCAGGCUGAAGUUCAAAAGACUAGCUGGCUGUCUUUUCAUGGUGUGUGUGUGUGAUUGUGUGUGAGUUGAAUAGAGUAUGUUAUAGCAGGAUGUAAACUGUACAGAAAGAUAACUUCUCCCUCUCUCUUCCAAGUCUGUGCCAUUCCUUAUUUACCUCUCUUCUUUCUGUUUGUUUACAGUUUAACUCCUAUAAUUUUAUCCAUGGCAGGAAUAUAUACUUUAUUCUCAAAUAUAUUACAACUGACAUCUCAUAAAGGCAGUCCUAACGUUUGCAUUUUUUUUAAGGGCCAAAAUCAUACACAUCUCUCUUAUCUGUCCCUGUGUAUCGGUGUUGUAAACCAGCUUUUCUACAUUUACUGCAUGCACUUCUUUGUUAAUUUACAGCAGGGUUUCUCCACAUAUUCUGGUCCUGACCCCUUUCUUUCUGUAGGUCUAAAUAUUUACACUAUUCUCACGACCACAGCAAUAAGAAUUUCCUUAUACGAAACAUAUAUUUUGAUUUAAAGAGCAUGACAAAUCAAUUAUAUUGAUGUCACAGAAGCAGUUUAUCUUAUUUAAUAUGUAUCACAGAUGCCAGUAUCUCAAUGUUAGAUUUGCACACAAAGCAACACAAGGUCCAGAAUAUAAAGUUGAGAAACUCUGUUAGAGUGGUUUUUCUUUAUAAAAGACUAAUUUGUUAUGCACUGUCAGGGUACCGCAGUCCCCGCCACCAAAGCUCUGAGUGACCUCUGGAUUUCUUGUUCGCACAAUUAAUGAAUUAACCUACUGGGGUUGUUCAUUUUCUUCCUUGAGAAAUGCACUGAACAUGAUAGAUACCAAGAAGAUGUUCUUUUGAUCCUCACAGUUGUCUCUGUUGUAAAGUUUUAGUGUCUAAACUAAAAACUAAAAUGUGGUUAUGAUCUUCAAGUCCUCUUCUUUACCAUAUAACCACUGUUUUGGCAUUUGAUACUAACAUACUGACACAUACCAAAAAAAAACACACACACAAAAAAACAAAUGUUCUCUUUUCUUAAUACAUACCACAUGAAUGUGGUAACAUGUUUUGUGUGCCAUAAUAAUAAUAAAAAAAAUGCAAGUGCCCUUGUUUUUUUAAUUUAUUUAUUUUUUGUCUGUUUUUGGAUUUGAACACACAAUAAACCUUGCUUAACCUGC